This is a messenger RNA of Ostreobium quekettii, 318 nucleotides long. The record is from the annotation of a GenBank genome assembly. Lineage: Eukaryota; Viridiplantae; Chlorophyta; Ulvophyceae; Bryopsidales; Ostreobiaceae.
AUGGCGAGGACCAACAAAUACGAUGCCAUCAUCUGCAUAGGAGCCGUGGUGCGCGGGAGCACAACGCAUUAUGAGGCUGUGGCUGGAGCAGCCUACAGUGGCGUAUUGAGUGCAAACCUGGAUACAGGCGUUCCUGUUAUUUUUGGUGUGCUGACAUGUGAAACCAUGGAGCAGGCGAUGGACAGAGCGGGUGGCAAAUUAGGGAACAAGGGCUACGAGGCAGGGGUCACUGCGAUAGAGAUGGCCAAUCUAAUGAAGCAGCUUCAGCAGGAGGGGAAUGCACAGGGACCCUGGGGCAUUGCGGGAGUCGAAUCUUGA